Messenger RNA from Neoarius graeffei (lesser salmon catfish), 3885 nucleotides. RefSeq names its product exocyst complex component 6B (gene exoc6b). Gene Ontology annotation, cellular component: exocyst; membrane. The coding region runs from base 166 to 2451 and encodes 761 amino acids. Gene Ontology annotation, biological process: exocytosis; intracellular protein transport; Golgi to plasma membrane transport. NCBI's taxonomy places the organism in Eukaryota, Metazoa, Chordata, Actinopteri, Siluriformes, Ariidae. The transcript has 22 exons. The record is from RefSeq and is a predicted model, not a curated record.
UUUGUGCCAAUGCUGGAUUUAUUGAGCUCUUUUUAGGCUGUGUGUACGCCUGGAAAGGAAAUCCUAGGUUACGUCAAGGCUGCGCUGCUUUAAGAGGAACAUUUCCUCAUCAACAGGAAGGGUGUGCUCAGAUCUGUGUACGAUGGACAAGAGCAUGGGUUCUUCAUGGAGAAGCUGGAGGGGCGGAUUCGCAAUCACGACCGCGAGAUCGAGAAGAUGUGCAACCAUCACUUCCAGGGCUUUGUGGACUCCAUCACAGAGCUGCUUAAAGUUCGUGGAGAAGCACAGAAACUCAAGGGUCAGGUGACUGAAACCAAUCAGAAACUGCAGAACAAUGGCAAGGAGCUACUGGCGACGAUGGACGAGUUGAGACGAUGCCGAUUGCAACAGAGGAACAUUGCCACCACCAUCGACAAACUCACGCACUGUCUUCCAGUGCUAGAAAUGUACAGCAGACUGCAGGAACAGAUGAGGGCCAAAAGAUACUACCCUGCACUGUGCACGUUGGAGCAGUUGGAGCAGAACUGCCUGCCGAAGGCGGGACAGUAUCGUUUCUGCGCCAUCAUGGCUGAGAACAUCCCCAUCUUGCGCACGCACAUCAGAGACGUCUCCAUGUCUGACCUCAAAGACUUUCUGGAGAGCAUACGUAAACACUCGGACAAAAUUGGAGAGACUGCCAUUAAACAGGCCCAGGUGAGAAGCUCUCGCAACAGUGCAGUCACACGGCAGCAGCGGGCGGGCAGUGGGUGGAGAUUGCGCAAGGAGGCGGGGUCAGGUACAGAAGUGGACUGGUCAGGUGGCAGCCCUCUGUCAGAAGAGGAUUCUGGGAUACUAGAUGUAGAGGAUGAGGAUGACGACGAGGUUCCUGGUGCUCAGGACUUGGUGGACUUCUCUCCUGUCUAUCGCUGCUUGCACAUCUACACAGUUCUGGGUGCCCGGGAUACAUUUGAGAACUACUACAGGAAACAGAGGAGGAAACAAGCUCGACUAGUGUUGCAGCCACAUUCGAAUAUGCAUGAAACCUUAGAGGGAUACAGGCGGUACUUCAAUCAAAUUGUAGGUUUUUUUGUAGUGGAGGACCACAUCCUGCAUACAACCCAAGGCUUAGUGAAUAGAGCUUAUGUGGAGGAGUUAUGGGAACUAGCUCUGUCAAAGACCAUUGCAGCGCUACGUACUCACUCGUCCUACUGCACUGACCCUGACCUGAUUCUGGACCUGAAAAGCCUUAUAGUCCUGUUUGCAGACACACUACAGGGUUAUGGGUUUCCAGUAAACCAACUGUUCGAUAUGGUGCUUGAGAUGAGAGAUCAAUAUGGUGAGAUUUUGCUGAAGAAGUGGAAUCAGUCCUUUAGGCAAAUCCUUGAUCAGGACAAUUACAGUCCCAUUCCUACAGCAACAGAAGAAGAGUACCGACAAAUCACAAGCCAGUUCCCCUUCCAAGACCCAGAACUAGACAUGAUGCCUUUCCCAAAGAAGUUCCCAUUUUCUGAAUUUGUACCCAAAGUCUACACGCAGCUCAAAGAGUUUAUAUACGCUUGCCUCAAAUACUCAGAGGACCUGCACCUUAGUUCUACAGAAAUUGACGACAUGAUACGCAAGUCUACUAACCUGCUGCUCACAAGAACCCUCAGUAACUCCCUGCAGUAUGCCAUCAAGAAGAAGAAUGUGGGAUUAGCAGAGUUGGUUCAAAUCAUCGUAAACACGACACACCUUGAGAUGUCCUGUCACUACCUGGAAGAGUUCAUUUCCAACAUCACCAACGUGCCUCCUGACACAGUGAACACCACCAAACUGUACGGCACCUCCACCUUUAAGGAUGCAAGGCAUGCAGCAGAAGAGGAGAUCUACACUAACCUGAAUCUAAAGAUCGAUCAGUUCCUGCAGCUGGCAGAUUAUGAUUGGAUGGCAGCUCAAGGUGGGGGUCAGGCCAGUGACUACCUGAGUGACCUCAUUGCCUUCCUCUGCAGCACAUUCGCCGUGUUCACACAUCUGCCUGGAAAGGUUGCUCAGACAGCAUGUAUGUCUGCAUGUAAACAUCUGUCCACCUCCUUGCUGCAACUGUUACUUGAAGCAGAUGUCAGGCAGGUAUCUAUGGGAGCACUCCAACAGUUCAACGUAGACGUCAGAGAGUGUGAGCGGUUUGCCAGGGCCGGCCCGGUGCCUGGCUUCCAGGGGGACACUCUGCUGCUCGCCUUCAUCGACUUGAGACAACUGUUGGAUCUCUUUACUCAGUGGGAUUGGCCAACAUACCUCGCUGACUAUGGACGUCCAACCUGCAAGUACCUGAGAGUCAGCCCACAUACCGCUCUGGCCCUCCUGGAGAAGAUGAAGGACACUAGUCGGAAAAACAACAUGUUUGCUCAGUUCCGUAAGAAUGAGCGUGACAAGCAGAAGCUCAUCGACACUGUCGUCAAGCAGCUGCGGAAUCUUAUUGCCAGCCACCAGUCCUGAGUCCACCGAUGGCUGUAUUUCGGCUGACUCCAAAUCCCAUCCCCCAAAUGAAUUUCUUGAUUGGUUACCACCGGUAAAAGCGUUAACAAAUGGAUGCCAUUGGUCUUUCAAAAUAAGUAUUUGUUUUACCCCAAAGAAUUCCAGCUAUGCUAGUUUUGCAGUCCUGUGUCUAGGCCUUUUAAUGUCUUCCUGACAGCAUCUCACUGGCCUCAGUACCAGUGAACCUUGAAACUACUCUCCCGUCUUCCUACAUGAUCAUGUAAGCACAGCAUAGGGUUACCAAUAAUGCGUCCCUUUUAAAAGCCUGUCUCUAUGAGACUUUGGUUAUUAGUUUCACAUAUCUAGCAACUACACAUUGGACAAUAGAGACUUUAAGCCUUAAUACCUGCAGGGACACUACCAUGUCCAAAAUUGAUAGAGAUGUGUAGUAUCAGAGUUCGACAGUAUUAAUUCAGAUUUAUUUCAGGUUGCUAUAGCCGUUUCUGAAGUACUCAGUGCAGAAAGACUCUAGUCUAUUUUAAACCAUCCUCAUUUGAGAGAAGUAGACUGAUGUAUUGAAACAUCCUGUAUUUUGUAGCCUUAAACCAUUCCGCAGUUAAGAUUGCUAACUCUGAACAGUCACGGUUCUCAUUUCUGAUAACACGGAUUCUGUAAUUACCUUUAAAUAGAUAGUAAGACAGAAACAAGUCUCAAAUGAGUUCUGUUAUGGACUUAACCUACCACAGGAUCUCUAUCAGCUGCUGUUAUUCUGUACAGGUUAGUUAUCAAAUCUAGAUAGAGCUCCAGCUUGGAAUAGAUCACAGCGUUGUUGCCUGUAUAAAGGGAGUGUGUGGGCGUGCGUGCCUACUUUUGGGUUGUGGGUCUUUAUUUAAUUGAUGGGAUUUUCUCAUCAAGUGGGUGCAAUACUACUAUUAUUGUCAAAGAGGGAAGAGUCAUAAAAUCUUUGGAAAGUAGGUAAAGUUUUCUUUGUCAACACCAGAGGUUAUGUUUUGGUUUUACUGGCUGUAGAUUACUUUUACGUGCAUUGUCUGUGUGACCAUUGUCACUACCCCAUUGUUUGUGUGGAUAAACCCUGGCCCACUGUGAAGGGAAAAUAAAAUCAAAACUUAAAGGGAAUAAUUCUUCCCUAACCGUUCGGUUUAGUGUGUGAGAUUUGGGAGGGUGUGUGUAGCGUUUUAUGGUUGUGCUUUACUUUGAUUUUGACUUUUCUGCACCUGAACUCGGGUCAGUAGCCAAGCCACGGGGGGGCGCGCGCGUGCGUGCGCCAUUGCGUAUGAACAGAGUUGUGUGGGUUUAUAGAAAACUGUUCAUUUUUGUUGAUGGUGACAGAUGCACUGUACAGAAUGUAAUGUUAAACCACUAAUGAAUGACCUUCCAAUACUAAUAAAGUCUAAAACAAUUGCCAACCAAUAUCAAAUUAAAAAAAACAAUUAA